This is a messenger RNA of Nicotiana tabacum (common tobacco), 1993 nucleotides long. Its product is annotated as scopoletin glucosyltransferase-like. NCBI's taxonomy places the organism in Eukaryota, Viridiplantae, Streptophyta, Magnoliopsida, Solanales, Solanaceae. The record is from RefSeq and is a predicted model, not a curated record. Gene Ontology annotation, molecular function: UDP-glucosyltransferase activity.
CAACAAUGGCAACUUACAUACCUUGGAUUUCACAAGUACUGGUCCCAUGAAGACAUUAUCAAAAUCAGAGGCGUCGAAAAAUCACCAUUUGUCUAUAAAAACAUGAUGAGAAAAGAAGGUUAAAUAUACAACACCUCCUAUUUUCUUUCAGCUACUGUUCAUUCUUUCCUCUUCAGCUGAUAAAGCUUUUUUUCUUAUCUAUUCCUUGGCUACCAUGGAUAGAAAAACUGAUCAACUUCACAUGUACUUUCUGCCGAUGAUGGCUCCUGGCCACAUGAUACCACUAGUGGACAUAGCCAGGCAAUUCGCUAGGCACGGGGCGAAGAUAACCAUUAUCACGACUCCUCUCAACGCGUCUACAUUCUCCAAAGCAAUCCAAAGAGACAGAGAGUUGGGCAGUGAUAUUAGCAUCCGUACGACCGAGUUUCCUUGCAAAGAAGCUGGAUUGCCAGAUGGCUGUGAAAACAUAGCUUCUACUACUAGUACAGAGAUGUAUCUGAAAUUCAUCAUGGGCCUAUCCCUAUUUCAACAACCAUUUGAACAAUUCCUAGAAGAAGAUCAUCCAGAUUGUCUAGUAGCAGCCCCUCAAUUUUCAUGGGCUGUUGAUGUUGCAGCCAAGCUGGGGAUUCCAAGAAUAUUUUUCAAUGGCACUGGUUUUUUUCCUCUUUGUGCUUUACAUAGUUUGAUGGAACACACACCUCAUUUGAAGGUUGAAUCGGAGACGGAAGAGUUCAUCAUCCCUGGCCUUCCUGACACAAUAAAGAUGUCAAGGCAACAACUUCCAGACCAUUUAAAAUAUGAAACAGAAAGCAUAAUAACUGAAAUUGUUAGGAAUAUUAUGAGAGCAGAAAUGACUAGCUAUGGAGCUAUCGUAAACAGCUUUUAUGAGCUGGAACCAUAUUAUGUAAAACACUGGGAACUGGAAGGGAGAAAAGCAUGGCACAUCGGUCCAGUUUCACUCUACAACAAAGACAAUGAAGAUAAAGCCCAAAGAGGACAUGGCACCUCCUUUUGUGAGCAUCAGUGUUUGGAUUGGCUCAAUACCAAGGAACCAAAAUCAGUCAUUUAUAUAUGUUUCGGCAGUAUGUCUGUCUUUUCAUCCGCUCAGUUGCUUGAGAUAGCAAUGGCUCUUGAAGCUUCAGACCAGCAAUUUGUUUGGGCGACGCAAGAUACAAUCAAUGAGCAGACGUGGUUGCCAGAAGGAUUUGAGGAAAAGCUGAAGGGACGAGGACUGAUAAUCAAAGGAUGGGUGCCCCAGGUGUUAAUCCUUGAUCAUGAAGCCAUUGGAGGUUUUGUGACUCACUGCGGGUGGAACUCGUUGCUGGAGGGAGUAACUGCUGGAGUGCCAAUGGUCACGUGGCCACUGUCAGCGGAACAAUUUUUUAAUGAAAAGCUGCCCACGGAGAUUUUAAAGAUAGGAGUUCCAGUAGGUGCUCAGGCUUGGUCUUACAGAACAGAUAGUACAGUCCCAAUAAACAGGGAAAACAUACAGAGAGCAAUCACCAAACUGAUGGUUGGUCAGGAAGCUGAGGAGAUGAGAAGCCGUGCAGCUGCCUUAGGAAAUUUGGCUAAAAUGGCAGUGGAGAAAGGUGGAUCCUCUGACAACAGCUUGGGUUCCUUACUAGAAGAAUUGAGGAAGAGGAAAAGCAGCUCCAACUGAUAGGAGUUUGUUUAUAUGUGAUAAAACAAGACCACCAUAAAAAUAAGUAGGUGUAUCCACUAGACAUCUUUGUAUUCGUGAAAACUCAGCUCAACAGAAAUCAACCUUAUGAACAUGAAGGAAGACAUAAGCAAGAAGAAAAGAAUAUGGAAAUGAUAAAUCCGUCAUCAUUAGAUGAACACCGGAGAAAAAUUUGUUUUUCCCAUCACAUUAACAUCAAUUCGAAUAAGUGUGUGUUACUAGUCUAUUAAAUUCAAUUAAUGUAAUACCAUAUUACCAUUUUUGAGCGUGCAAAAUUCUUAGGAAUAGACCAGUCCUAUUAUUGUUGCAAAA